UUCGUACUUUGAUCAGUAAACAUCGUACUACGCAUCGCGCUCUACAGAAUCACAGUGUUGGAAAUCGAAGCGAAAACUGUCUACAAGAGUUUACCAUUCUUGGACAUGGAGGAGUCCAAAGUAGUACUGGCAGAGGAGGUGCUGAGGCGCUUUGAGGCGCUCGAGGCGAAACUGGAAAGCACUAUGAUGGAGGUUGCAUUUUGGAGGGAAAGGGCGGUAAAGGCGGAAACGCUGUUAGCCGCCAAGAACUCCAAAAUGCAGGAGACGAUGGAGGAGAGCGCAGCCUCCACCAGUGAAAGUGAAACGGUCGAGGGACCCGCUGAGGCGACAGCUCCCUCAACUGCUGCCAAGGAGGGCAGGGGCCCGGUGACGGACUCCUCAGACGGCGAGGGCUAUCAAAGCUCAAAUCGCCGUCGAAGGAGGAAGCGAGCCAGGCCUGUGUCCUCCAGUGAGGACAACUCAAGAACGAAAACUUUGUCCACAGAGCCGGGACAAAGAAGGGACCCUCGCCAAGGAGCCCAGACUCAGACGACGAAGACUAGCCAGCCGGAAGUGGACAUCGGAAAGAAAAAGCAGGCCAAUCCUGCAGCCCAGCAGCUUGAUGCCGAGCAGCAGAACAAGCAGGCCACCCCUGCCGCCCAGCAGCAAAGUCAACGGAGGACCAAGGUGCCUCCAAUUGUUCUUCGCGAGAAGGACAAGUAUGAUGAAAUUACUCGCCGACUGAUGGACAAAAAAAUCAAUUAUGGAUGCGGAGUGACCACCAAGGAGGGAGUUAGCACUCACCCUCCUACUGCCGAAGACUACAGGCAGAUGAUUAGGGUACUGGACACGUACAAAUACCAGUACCACACCUAUCAAAUGAAGGAAGAGAAGCAGCUGAGAGUGGUGGUCAGAGGCAUCGUCGAAUCUUGGAGCGACGCCAAAAUCGGGUAGGAAUUAACAGCACUUGGAUUCCACCCAACAACGAUUGUGAGGUGGAAAAAAAUGGCCAGCCGAUAGCAGUAGUUCUGGUGCUACUGCCAAAGACCGAAAAAGCCAUUUUCGACAUAAGGUCACUUGGAAACCUGAGAGUUCGAGUUGAAUUUCAGCAUGCUAAGAGCCAGCUGACACAGUGUUUCCGGUGUCACCUCUAUGGACAUGGCCAGUCAAAAUGUACAGCCGCCGCAAAAUGCGUCAAGUGUGCGGCCGCACACGAAUCCCGGGAGUGUCCAGUUCCCAGGGAAAGGGCUGCGAGGUGCGCAAACUGCGGAGGCGCACAUCCAGCCUCCUUUUCCGGGUGCCCUGCUGAACCAACCCAAAAACAGCAGCCAAGAAAGGAACCACCAGCACGCAGGGCAUUCCCAGCUCUCGCCACAUCACAGUCAUCAGUCGGCCAAAACACCACAAACAUCAGGAGCUAUAGCAAGGCUGUACAAAGUAACCUGCCGCCCCAGCAAGCCCCCCAACGCCAACAAGGAGGCAAAAACGGCCAUGAACGGCUGGCCCGAACAAUCCAGGCCAUGCAAAAUCAAAUGCAGACAUUUAUGGCCGCCAUGCAAGCGCAAAUGAUUGCACUUAUGAGCAGUCAUGUCUAGACUGCUCAGGCCCAAGUCUCUGUGUGUCAUGUCUUGGAACUCUAAUGGAGUAAAAAACAAGAAAAUAGAGCUCCAAGACUUCCUGGACAAAUACAGUGUUGAUGUGUGCCUUAUCCAGGAAACCAUGCUAAAACCUGGAGAGAGGUUCACACUUCGCAACUAUCAGACACACAGAGCAGAUAGGCCAACUAGGGGCGGAGGCACACUAAUCGCAGUGAAAAGGUCCAUCCAGCACCACGAGAUCGUCAAACCUUCGGCAAACCUGGAGGAAUCCAUAGUGGCUGUCCAAAUGGAAAAGUCCGAGAUCAGAGUCGGGUCCGUAUACGUCAGUCCAAGCGCUACGUUGUGUCCCGAGGAUGUUCAAAGGCUUUUUUUCAAUGCCAAAAACACAAAUUGGGGAUGCAAUUUCAACAACGCCAGAGGCAACAUGCUCUCAAACGAAGCCCGCAAAAACUUGUUU
This is a messenger RNA of Dendroctonus ponderosae (mountain pine beetle), 2034 nucleotides long. RefSeq lists its product as uncharacterized. The transcript has 2 exons. The coding region runs from base 106 to 933 and encodes 275 amino acids. Lineage: Eukaryota; Metazoa; Arthropoda; Insecta; Coleoptera; Curculionidae. The record is from RefSeq and is a predicted model, not a curated record.